Notothenia coriiceps (black rockcod) is the source of this 452-nucleotide messenger RNA. RefSeq names its product histone RNA hairpin-binding protein-like. Gene Ontology annotation, cellular component: histone pre-mRNA 3'end processing complex; cytoplasm. NCBI's taxonomy places the organism in Eukaryota, Metazoa, Chordata, Actinopteri, Perciformes, Nototheniidae. Gene Ontology annotation, molecular function: histone pre-mRNA stem-loop binding; mRNA binding. The record is from RefSeq and is a predicted model, not a curated record. The annotation marks the transcript as partial. Gene Ontology annotation, biological process: mRNA 3'-end processing by stem-loop binding and cleavage; mRNA transport. The transcript has 4 exons.
AUGUUAAUAAUAUGCUAUCUUUACUUGUCUCUACUGUGUAGGAGCUCUGGUCCGUCCCGGUGGUCCCACUGCAGGAAAAGAGGGGUCGACGGAAGCCUGCGGGCCAACAGAGAGGAGGACGCUGGUCGAGAAAAGGGUGGGCACUCCGACAGCAGAAAUGCUAGUUUCACCACUCCAGAGGGCACAGGCCCGGUGUCUCGCUGCGGCAGAAAGGCUGACUGGGGCAGUCAGGUGGAGAAUGAUGAAAUGAAGAGAGACGUACACAGAGACAUGCAGCGUUACAGGAGGAGGAUACUGGGUGCAGAGGUCACCCAGAGAGAGAGGAAGAUCUCCUCUGGCUCAUCGGGGAGCUGCGACUCAAAAGAGGGGGAACACAUUGAAACUGAUGAGGCAGUGUUGCUAAGGCGACAGAAACAGAUCAACUAUGGAAAGAAUACACUGGCCUAUGAUCG